AUUAUAUUAAUUUUAUACAACAUUAAAUGUUAUUAUUAUUAUUAUUAUUAUUAUAUAAUGGUUUCGUGUUGAUACCCAUCUUCCAUCUCGUCAGUUUCUUACUUCUCUCUGCCACCUCUCUGUUUUCAUUAUUUUUCUUUAGUUCUUAAGCUUGUCCAAAGCAUGGCUCUUGUUGGGGUUCACAGAGAUAGAGGGGAGUUGAGGAUUCAUGAGAGUUUAGAGGAGCUUAUUACUGACUUGGCAGAUUAUAUUGCUGAAUUAUCAGAGGCUUCUGUGAAGGAGCGGGGUGUCUUUGCCAUUGCUUUAUCUGGUGGUUCUCUCAUUGGCUUAAUGGGGAAACUCUGCGAAGCUCCUUAUAACAAGACUGUGGACUGGGCUAAAUGGUAUAUAUUCUGGGCAGAUGAACGUGUGGUCGCAAAAAAUCAUGCUGAUAGCAAUUAUAAGCUUGCAAAGGAUGGUCUUUUAUCAAAGGUGCCGAUAGUCCCUAGUCAUGUGCAUUCAAUUAAUGAUUCAGUGUCUGCAGAGCAGGCCGCUGAUGAUUAUGGGUUUGUCAUUCGACAGUUAGUGAAGACACGGAUGGUCAGUGUUUCUGAUAUUUGUGACUGCCCAAAGUUUGACCUUAUCCUUCUUGGAAUGGGCUCUGAUGGCCAUGUUGCCUCCCUAUUCCCUAACCACUCACUGCUUGAAGAGAAAGACGAAUGGGUAACUUUUAUCACCGAUUCUCCUAAACCCCCUCCCGAGAGGAUCACAUUCACUUUACCUGUCAUCAACUCAGCAUCAAAUGUAGCCGUGGUUGUGACAGGUGAAAGCAAAGCAGAGGCGGUACAUUUGGCGAUUGAUGAUGUGGGACCUGACUGCCCGGUACUGCCUUCCCGAAUGGUUCAGCCAACAAAAGGGAAGUUGGUUUGGUUUUUGGACAAGCCGGCUGCAUCAAAACUUGUAAGUGUUGAAUUUUGCAAGUAGGGCCUAGAGAUUUAUUGCCAAAGUGGACGUCUGUAUGUAGUAGUGGUCCUAAUGGAGGGAUUUGAAACAAUUGAUCCUUUUCUGUUCCAUUAGUUGCUGCUCCUUUUAUUUUGCUUUGGGUUGAAUUCUCUUCACUUUGGGUUUUCUCCUCUCAUUUUUAGUGGGGUUGUGUAGUGUGAUGAUCCUUUCUGUAACAUGAGGUAAAUAAAUUUGGGGCCUCUAUGAAAAAGCCUCUUUUUUUCCUGGUUCUGAUUCGUUUGGGAGAGUGACUGAAAGUCAGAUAUAGCAGUGAUGGGAAGGCCAGAGGAUUAGAAUGCAGAAGAGCAGGCCCUCUAUGCUCCUCAUAUAGUGGACAUCUCUUUCAUGAGAUGAAGUAGUUUUUUUUUUUU
Molecule: messenger RNA, 1352 nt
Organism: Pistacia vera
Lineage: Eukaryota; Viridiplantae; Streptophyta; Magnoliopsida; Sapindales; Anacardiaceae
Product: probable 6-phosphogluconolactonase 1
Exons: 4
Coding region: 163-963 (266 amino acids)
Biological process (GO): carbohydrate metabolic process; pentose-phosphate shunt
Molecular function (GO): 6-phosphogluconolactonase activity
Source: RefSeq, a predicted model, not a curated record